UCUAUUACCCGCCCUUUUCCGCCCGCCCACUCUGCCUUCGCUCUGCUCCCAUCGCCAUUUCCUCCUUCCCCUGCACCCCUCCUCCCCUCCUCCUCGUGCAGAGCAAGCCAACACGAAAACAGCACGAGCGAAGCACACGCGCGCGCACGGGCGCUCUCAUUCUUUGCUCUUCUUCUGCUUCUUCAACGAGCCGCACGCGCGCAUUCCUCUGCCCGGUGUGAGGCUAGCUAGAGGAGGGAGGCCCGGCCAUGGGGAGGCACAAGUUCCGGCUGUCGGACAUGAUCCCCAACGCGUGGUUCUUCAAGCUGCGCGACAUGCGCGGCGCUGUACGGGGCGGGGGUGGGGGCGCUGCCAGCCCCGGCGGGGCGUCGCGGGCGGGCAGGGCCGGCCGGGCGCCGAGCACGCCGCACAGGGCGUCCUACUACUACACGCCGAGGGCCGGGGACGCCGUGGGGUCCCCGCUCCACCCUCCCAGGGCCUCGGACGCGCAGUUCCCGCCGCUGCCGCUGUCGCCGCCGCGGCGCUCGUCCAAGCGGCGCCACCGGAGGCGCUCCGUCAAGCUGGCGCCGUCGGCCAGCGGCAGCAGCGUCGUCUCCUCGCCGGUCUCCACCGGGUGCCGCUGCAGGCGCAAGCCCGAGCUCGUGGUGGUCCAGGCGCCCGACACCCCGCCGUGCCGCCUCGACAACUUCGUCGGCUACGACGACUCGGGUGACGAGACUCUCAAGAAGCCGACGGUCGCCGUGCUGGGCGACGGCGGGCUGGGCGGCAAGCUGAUCACCUCCGCGACGGACAUCAUCAUCGACCUGCGGACCAAGAAGAGGCCCGACACCGACAGGGUGCUGCUCCCGCCGAUCGUGACCAGGCCGAAGCCAGCGCGGAGGACGCCCGAGGAGCUCCUCGAUCUCGAGGACAAGCACAUCGACACCCUCGCGCGCGCGGCCCAACGGGUCACCACGGCUUUCUCGGACGAACAAAGCAAGGCCGCCAAACCGAGGCGGUCCGUGUCAUCGUCGGCGCGCCGGCUCAAGACGCGCGGGAACACGCCCCGCGUGGCGUCCUGCAAGAAGUCCAAGCCUCCCGCGCCCUCGCCGGCGCCCGCGCGGGAGAAGACGCCGCCUCUGGCGGAGAGCUUCGCGGUGGUGAAGACGUCGCGGGACCCGAGGCGGGACUUCCGCGAGUCCAUGGAGGAGAUGAUCGCGGAGAACGGCAUCCGCACCGCCGCCGACCUGGAGGACCUGCUGGCGUGCUACCUCUCCCUCAACGCCGCCGAGUACCACGACCUCAUCGUCGACGUGUUCGAGCAUAUCUGGGCCGGCCUCGCGGACAUCAGCAUGUAGCAGCAAGCAGAGCAGCGCUGGUCUUGCAUGGUGAAUCCAACGAGUCCCAUCGUGUCCAAAGUUGUCGUCGUCCUUGCCUAAUUAGCUCUUGUUAAUGCUCCUAAAUUGGGUAUGAUAAAUAUAUGAGAUUGCCCAAGCCUGUGAAGCCAAAGCCAUGCUCUUCUCCUCUCCUUCUACCUUUGCUGGUAGUGCAGUAGCUGCUCCCGAACAUCACCUGUAACAAGGUGUGGGCGCACAAGUGAACAGUGGGGUAAUAACUGACAAAGUAUGGUGGUAGGACCGUACAAGUAAUAUAGGAUUACGGUGGUGUAGGAGUAAAUUAGAUAAAUAUUGUUGUUGAGCUCGAACAGUAAAAAAAUGAAAAAUCU
Molecule: messenger RNA, 1705 nt
Organism: Triticum dicoccoides
Lineage: Eukaryota; Viridiplantae; Streptophyta; Magnoliopsida; Poales; Poaceae
Product: transcription repressor OFP1-like
Exons: 1
Coding region: 249-1337 (362 amino acids)
Biological process (GO): negative regulation of DNA-templated transcription
Molecular function (GO): DNA binding
Source: RefSeq, a predicted model, not a curated record